Tarenaya hassleriana is the source of this 1473-nucleotide messenger RNA. Its product is annotated as F-box/WD repeat-containing protein 11. The coding region runs from base 89 to 1372 and encodes 427 amino acids. The transcript has 2 exons. The record is from RefSeq and is a predicted model, not a curated record. NCBI's taxonomy places the organism in Eukaryota, Viridiplantae, Streptophyta, Magnoliopsida, Brassicales, Cleomaceae. Gene Ontology annotation, molecular function: protein binding.
CACUUUCUCAUUCUCACAGCUUCAGAUUCAAACAUCGGAGACGUCGAAGUUAACGAAAACAGACAAACACUCCGCCGCCGGAGAAAACAUGAGGGUUUUUUCAUGGCUUUCCGACUCGGAGUCGUCGCUACGUCGUCGCCGGUCAAAAUCUCGUAAGCAUUUGGAUUCCGACAACAGCGCCGACAGCUCCACGUCAUCAUCGCCUUCUGACACGGGCAGUAGCAGUCUCCAGAGCAGCCUCUCCCUUCAGACACUCCCUUCCGUACCUUCCCUCCAGAAAAUCCCCUCCGUUAACCUAAACGACGCCGUUUCCUACUCCGUCGUCUCCUCCUUCAGGCUCCGUGAACGGAAUCUCCCCGUCUCCUGCCUCGCCGUCAACGGCGGGGUAUUCAUUUAUUCAAAUAUGAAAAGAGAGAUCAGCGUCUACGACCGCGCCAUGUGUGCCCAUCUCGACACCUUCAACGGCCAGGAUUCCUCCUCUGGAUCCGUCAAAUCGGUCGUCUUCUCCGCCGGAAAAAUCUUCACCGCUCACCAGGACGGCAAAAUCGGCGUCUGGAAGUUAACGGCGACAGGCGGCUACAAACUGUUAACGACUCUCCCCACGCUUAACGAUCGCUUGCGCCGUUUCGCGCUUCCAAAGAACUACGUGCAAGUUCGCCGUCACAGAAAACGUCUGUGGAUCGAGCACGCUGACGCCGUUACCGCCCUCGCCGUAAAUAACGGCGUGAUUUACUCCGUCUCCUGGGACAAGACCCUGAAGAUAUGGCGAGCGUCGGAUCUGCGUUGUUUGGAAUCGAUCAAAGCACACGACGACGCCGUCAACGCCGUCGCCGUCUCUUCUAAUGGCACCGUUUACACGGGAUCCGCGGACAGACGGAUCCGGGUGUGGGCGAAACCGUCUCAAACGCCAAACGCUAAACGCCACGUUUUGGUCGCGACGCUGGAGAAGCACAAAUCGGCGGUGAACGCGUUGGCGUUAAACGACGACGGAUCGGUGCUGUUCUCAGGGUCGUGUGACCGUUCUAUUCUGGUGUGGGAGAGAGAGGACAGCUCGAGUUACAUGUCGGUGACGGGAGCUCUGAGAGGGCACGAGAAGGCGAUACUGAGUUUGAUCAACGUCUCUGAUCUGCUUCUGAGUGGGUCCGCUGAUCGGACGGUCAGGAUAUGGCGACGUGGAAUCGACGGCCGUUAUAACUGUUUGUCGGUUUUGACGGGCCAUUGUAAACCCGUUAAGUCGUUGACGGCGGUGACGGAGAAAGACUCAGACGGCGUCGUUUCCAUCGUCAGCGGGAGUUUAGACGGCGAGGUUAAGCUUUGGAGGGUCUCUGUCACAAAUCCGGAUUGUUCGUUUUUCUCCAAUCUUGAUUUGUAAAAUUAAAUUAUUUUUUAUUAUUAUUGUUAUUGUUUUCAUAUAUAUUACAAGUUCUAAUGUUGUAAUUUGGAUUGAAGAAAUUAAAACCGAGUAAUUAAGCA